Messenger RNA from Prunus mume (Japanese apricot), 435 nucleotides. Lineage: Eukaryota; Viridiplantae; Streptophyta; Magnoliopsida; Rosales; Rosaceae. The record is from RefSeq and is a predicted model, not a curated record.
AUGGCUGCAAAAACAUUGGCCGCAAUAGGUGACAUGGGAGAGCUUGAAUACCUUCUCCUUCAAACAGAUCCUCUCUCUGUUUCUGAGAGAACCAAUGCCAUCUCCUUCUCCAACGAGCCUAUGAAAUUCAAGAAAGUAUGGAGCAAUAUCCACCUCCAAAAUUCCUCACAAACAACCUUGCCGAGAACUCAGCGCGAAGCUUCAUCAUCUAAAGAACAACCAGAUAAAGAAGAGAAUGAAGAGGAGGAUGAUGCUGCUGAAGAAGUGAAUGAAGAGCAUGAUGAUGAUGCUGCUGAAGAAGUGAGUGAAGACAAGGAUGAUGCUGCUGAAGAGGUGAAUGAAGAGCAUGGUGAUGCUGCUGAAGAAGAAAAUGAAGAGGAGGAGGAUGCUGAAGUGAAUGGAGACCAUGAUGAUGCUGCUGAACAUCAAGUCUAG